AUGGAAGGAGAGGCAACAAGUCCUUCAGCAGACAGUAUUCGAGAAGAGGGCCUGAAGGCCUUUAGGGCAGGGGACUGGCGGGGAGCCACGGACGCCUGGAGCCGUGGUCUCCGAACUUUAGAAUACAUUUUAGGGAAGGAGGAAGAAUUCGACGAGGCAAAAAAGCAGGAGUUCAUCGCUAUGCACCAGUCCUAUUUGCUGAAUUUGUCCCUUUCCACCCUUAAGGAAGGCCGCUGGGCGGCCUGCAUCCAUUACUGUGACAAGGUCCUACAGCGCGACCCCACAGUGCUCAAGGCUCUAUACAGAAAAUCCCAGGCCCAGCAAGAGCUGGGGGACUUCGAUGGUGCCCUGACCACCCUAGAUGAGUACCUCAAGGUGGCUCCAGGCAGCCCCCUUGCGUUGUCUCUGCAGUCUCAACUGCGGCAUAUGAAAGUAGAUCAUGCGGCUAAGGAGAAGAAAUUGCUGCAAAGCAUGUUUCGCAAACUGGAGCACGACCCACGGUCCGAGGCAGCUAUGGCUGCUCCUACUGCGGAUGGAUCCAGUACCGGCGGGAGCUUAAUACGGUCUUUAGGAGACAAGGUCAAGGGUUGGUUUGGAAGCCCUAAAGAGGAGCAAAAGCAGGAGUGGCAAGAGCAGCUUCCUGCCGUGAACGGUGCCUUUGGCGCUGCUGCAGCCGCAGGAGCCGCAUCAGGAGGCAACUCUUGCUCUACGGGGGAGUCCCUUCCUCCAGAAGACCUAUUGAAGGCCUUGUCUGCCUUGUCAGGGAACGACGAGGGACUAUCGCCUGCGGCUUCUGGGAACACAGCAGAGCUUGAGCACCUGGCUAGACUGAUGGCGAUACAUCGGAGGCUGAGCUCGGGAGAAGCUACCCUUGGAGAGAAGCUGUUGUUCGGUCUGCGGCUCGCGUGGUUUGGGGUCAAGCAUUUCUGCUUUAGAGCUUGCGGGCAGCUGUGCAGGAGAAGGCAGAAAGCGCAGUUUGGUAAAUCUGCAGGCAUUUUUACGGACGACGGGAAUGUCACUGAAGUGGUGGGGUCUGAAAGAGAUGCUACUGCCGAGCACAGAGACAACGGAAGGUCUUUUGUGAGCAGGGCGCAACGCAGGCAGCAGUGCCGCACCGCCGCAGCGGCUGCUGCGAGAAGGCGUAUGGACCAGCAGAAGUCGACUACCUGA
Molecule: messenger RNA, 1170 nt
Organism: Cyclospora cayetanensis
Lineage: Eukaryota; Apicomplexa; Conoidasida; Eucoccidiorida; Eimeriidae
Exons: 3
Coding region: 1-1170 (389 amino acids)
Molecular function (GO): protein binding
Source: RefSeq, a predicted model, not a curated record